This is a messenger RNA of Salpingoeca rosetta, 1424 nucleotides long. RefSeq names its product polyhydroxybutyrate depolymerase. Lineage: Eukaryota; Choanoflagellata; Craspedida; Salpingoecidae. Bases 79 to 1107 code for a protein of 342 amino acids. The record is from RefSeq and is a predicted model, not a curated record. The transcript is spliced from 4 exons.
AAACGAUGUCCAUUAAUUUUCCAAGCUCGAAGCUGUCCUGCCUGUUGUUUGUUGUUUGCUGUUGCGCCGAUACCCAAUAUGAGUGGCCAGUGGUUUGCGAUUGCGUGUGUGCUGGCAGUGGGCAGCACUGCAGCUCUUGCCGAUCCUCUCCCUCGCCUGAACAUCGACAUUGACGCCAUCUCUGUUGCUGGCAUCAGUGCUGGUGGAGCGUUUGCAUCCCAGUUCCAUGUUGCGCACAGCUCGAACCUUGUGGGGGCGGCCAUCUUUGCCGGCCCACCGUACGACUGCGCCCACGCCAACAUGGAAGCCGCCCUGAUGAACUGCAUGAAGGAGCCCAUGCUGAUCCAGGUGGACAAGCUGGUCCAGGCCGCAAAGACCGCGGCAACACUCAACGCCAUCGACGACACCUCCAACAUGAGCGGGGACAAGGUCUGGAUCUGGACGGGCAAGCGCGACACGGUUGUCAAGUCCGGCGUUGUUGAGAAGACAAAGGAGUUCUACGAGCGCUUCGUGAACAACACCAGCAACAUCAAGUACAUCGACAGCUACCCUGCGGAGCACGCCUGGAUCACCACCACGUAUGGCCACUCGUGCGACUUCCUGGGCGACCCGUACAUCAACAACUGCAGCUUCGACGCCGUGGGCGACUUCCUCAACCACAUCUACGACGGCAACAUCAAGCCCGCAGGCACCUUUGUUCCCGGCAACAUGCUGCGCUUCGAGCAGUCCCAGUAUGUCAAGACCGGUAGCCCCGGCCACAUCAGCUUUGGCGAGGCCGGGUUUGCGUACAUUCCGCGCCAGUGCUCCAGCGGCACCAAGUGCCGUCUCGUUGUCACCUUCCAUGGCUGCAACCAGGACAUUGGCACCAUUGGCGAGGAGUUUGUCGUCCACAACGGUCUCAACGAGUACGCCGAAACCAACAACCUCGUCAUCCUCUACCCACAGGUGAAGAAGUCCAUGAUGAUGCCGGAGAAUCCACAAGGCUGCUUUGACUGGUGGGGCUACACGGACCUCAAAUACACCGUCAAGGCCGGUCCCCAGCUGCAGGCGGUGACCAACAUGGUCGUCGCCAUCACGGGCCAGUUUGGCGGCAUUCGCCUCGACUAAACCAAACCAAGCAAGAUGGCCGGCGAGCCAGGACCGCGGCUUCUUGCCCGUACCCUUGCUGCGUUCAACACCCCUCCCUUGUUCACCUGCACCAGCACCUGUUCACCCAUCAACCGACCUGCUUUGUGUGUCGUCCUGUCGCUGUCGCUGUCGCUGUCUUGUCCUGUCAAGGCUGUUGCUGUUUGUAUGACACACAAAUGGCUUGUUUCGGUCCACGCUUCCCCAAGUCCACUCUCAUCACGACAACACCUGUCGUCAACGUGACAUGAAAUGGAGCACCAACACGCCAAGAGUCGCAUCACAUCAAUCACAUCCCA